AUGAGCACCGGACUGGAAAACGCUCUACUCUUAUGCGACAUAUUAUCAGUUCUGGAUCGAGCCAAUCCCAAGAGUCUUUUGAAGGCUUUCGAACAAGAGUGUCUAGGUCUCACCGGGCCAGUUCUAAUCACAGAGGAUGGUUCUCGUCAACCGCUGUUCAAUGUUUUCGCAUGGGAGAAUAGAAACAUACAAUUGCUCUUGAGCAUAUCUCCUGAAAUGAUGCCUUGCAACGAGACCUCAUCAGGCAAUUGUAGUACUUAUGUCUUCAUCAAAACCUUUCGCCAAAAAAGGGCAUUGACGUUCACACGAGCGGAAAUCAAACACUUGGAUCAGCUUCGAAAUCUCUCUAAUAGUAAUCUGAACCCGUUCAUUGGUAUAUCGUUCAAUCAGGGACGGGAACUGAUGGUAGUGUGGACGUAUUGCCCACGGAGCAGCCUUGACUACAUCAUAUUCGAGAAGGAACGACGCUUUGGACGAACGUUUCAGUGCUCAUUUCUAAAGCACAUCCUCAAGGGUCUAGAGUAUAUACAUGGCAGUUCCAUAAAGUUUCACGGAUCUUUGUUCUUAUCGAACUGUGUUGUUGAUGCGAACUGGGUGGUCAAACUGACCGACUUUGGUCUCCAGGAAAUUAUUUGGGACAAGAUGCUGCACAAAGAGCUUUCAUGUUUUCAAGGAGUAGACGUCGAGCGCCUUCCUUUGACAUUUGUUAUAGAAUACCUGCAACUUCCUCCGGAGAUGCUGCGUAACGUGCUCGCUGAAGGUCUACUCGGUAGUGGAUCAGCAAAAGCUGACGUCUACCAGCUGGGCAUGAUCGUGUAUCAAAUACUUUUUCAUGCAAGACCGUACGCAGAUAAGUCUGGCUUAACCACGAAAGAAUUGGCAUCGAUCAUUUGCGACAGAUUUGGGGACCGUACCGAUCAGCCGUUUUAUCCAACCGUGGCAGAGCAACAUGAAUAUACCACACGACUGCUUUCAGUCAUGCAACAGUGUUGGGCUAAAGAAGUGGAAAUCCGGCCAGAACUCUACGUGAUCAGUGACGCAGUGGCUAGAGAGUUUGAGAGCGAGUGA
This is a messenger RNA of Haemonchus placei, 1068 nucleotides long. The record is from the annotation of a GenBank genome assembly. Lineage: Eukaryota; Metazoa; Nematoda; Chromadorea; Rhabditida; Trichostrongylidae.